Messenger RNA from Paramisgurnus dabryanus, 8210 nucleotides. NCBI's taxonomy places the organism in Eukaryota, Metazoa, Chordata, Actinopteri, Cypriniformes, Cobitidae. The record is from RefSeq and is a predicted model, not a curated record.
UUUGGAACAACUUCUGGGUAAGUAAACGAUGACAGAAUUGUCAUUCGUCGGUGAACUUUCGCAGAGUUGGACAUUAGCACACAUUGCUUAGCCAAUGACAAAGUUUGCUUCGUAAACAGGUUCAGCAUUGUCUUGGCUACUGUAGAUUUUUGGUUAGAUUUCGAGUAAUUACAGUUGCGAUGUCUCUGUAGUAACGGCUUCAAACAGAUGGUAUCAUGACAGAUCUUGAGGUUCUACUGAAAUGAGACAACGGUUUUCAUUUGCCAUCUGAUGUCACGGGCAUAAGCGAAACGUCUAAUAAAUGUUCCACAUUACUGUACCAUGAUGAUUUGUCACUCUACAAUUUACUGUGACAUUUAGAAGAAACAAGCCUUCGUCUGCCUGACACGAAAUAUCACGUCUGUGACGGCUGAAAGCCGACAGCGGGCCUCAUACUUGGCUUUUCAAGAGUGUACUUCAAAAACGUCUGUAUUGCGGUUCUAAUGCGAGAGUUUUGCUAUAUAAAGAUAUGUUUUCAGUUCAAAACAAGUUUAGCAAUAUUGACAGCAUCUGUGGUAUGCUGCUUAUUUCCACAGGAAAUAGUUUUGCAUUAAUUGCGCAUGCAGUCAUGCACUUACAAUGGGGGUCUCGGGGCCUAAGCAUUUUGGAUAUUUCAAAAAGUGCUUUACUGAAUAUGUACGUUGUACUUUUUGCUACAAACUGAUGGAGCGGUCGAAAUACUUUCUGGGAUAAUCGACAACAGACAACAAACAUCAAUAGAGCUUAACUUGUAUUGAACCCAAAGCAUUACUUUUAAUCCCCGACGAAGGCCAAGAAAUGCAUGUUUACAGCAGAUUUGACUGGUCUACUGUGAUUAUUAGUCUGGUCCGAUUGGGAAAGUGCCGCAGUUCGGCCACCUGUGAGUGUGUUUGUACACACGGUCACGUGAGAGACUCUCACAAGGUCAGCGCAACAGCUGCAGGCCUGCUAAUCGCAAAUAGUGGCCAGUUGUGUGCUAGUCGCGGCACAUUUGAGUGUGUGAAUGUGUUUGCCUUGCGUUGAAUGAUGGGAGACGGCCUUGUGUGUGUGUGUACGUGCUGCGGUAGUAAAGUAUAAUGCACAGGAAGUUCGGGGAGCACCCUCAACCACAGCGCCUGACGAGAGAAGCCAUGAGGAAUUACUUGAAGGAACGAGGAGACCAAACUGUGCUCAUCCUCCACGCUAAAGUUGCACAGAAAUCAUACGGGAAUGAGAAAAGGUUUUUCUGUCCUCCCCCAUGUGUGUAUCUGAUGGGCUGUGGAUGGAAGAAGAAGAGAGAGCAGAUGGAGAGGGAUGGGUGCUCGGAGCAGGAGUCUCAGCCAUGUGCCUUCAUCGGCAUUGGCAACAGCGACCAGGAGAUGCAACAGCUUAACUUAGAGGGGAAGAACUAUUGCACAGCCAAAACAUUGUACAUCUCAGACUCAGACAAACGCAAGCACUUCAUGCUGUCGGUGAAGAUGUUCUACGGGAACAGCGCAGACAUCGGUGUCUUCCUGAGCAAGAGGAUCAAGGUCAUCUCCAAACCGUCCAAAAAAAAGCAGUCCCUCAAGAACGCCGACCUCUGUAUAGCAUCAGGAACGAAGGUGGCGUUAUUUAACCGUCUUCGCUCUCAGACUGUCAGUACGCGUUACCUACACGUAGAGGGAGGAAACUUUCAUGCCAGCUCACAGCAAUGGGGAGCGUUUUAUAUCCACCUUUUGGAUGAUGAGGAGUCUGAAGGCGAGGAGUUCACGGUCCGAGACGGCUACAUUCACUACGGCCAGACUGUCAAACUUGUGUGCUCUGUGACAGGAAUGGCUCUGCCAAGACUGAUCAUCCGUAAGGUGGAUAAGCAGACGGCCUUACUGGACGCAGAUGAUCCGGUCUCUCAGCUGCAUAAGUGUGCCUUUUACCUGAAGGAUACAGAGAGGAUGUACCUGUGCCUUUCUCAAGAGAGGAUCAUCCAAUUUCAAGCCACUCCAUGUCCAAAAGAACCAAAUAAGGAGAUGAUAAAUGACGGUGCCUCCUGGACAAUCAUCAGCACUGAUAAAGCCGAAUACACCUUCUAUGAGGGCAUGGGCCCUGUACACACCCCUGUCACACCUGUGCCUGUGGUCGAGAGCUUACAGUUAAAUGGUGGAGGAGAUGUAGCCAUGCUGGAGCUGACGGGACAGAACUUUACUUCAAACCUACGAGUGUGGUUUGGUGACGUAGAGGCUGAGACCAUGUACAGGUGUGGAGAAAGCAUUCUGUGCGUCGUUCCGGACAUCUCGGCGUUCCGCGAAGGCUGGAGAUGGGUUCGGCAGCCGGUACAGGUUCCUGUAACGUUGGUCCGACAUGACGGUAUCAUCUAUUCCACAUCCCUUACGUUCACCUACACCCCCGAACCCGGGCCACGGCCACAUUGCGGCGCGGCUGGCGCGAUCUUUCGAACGGGCAAUGCCGGCUUACUUUCCACGACCGGUAACAGCACGGGAGGGAACGGAGAAACGGCUUACGGGGCCAACAGCACGACUAAUGCCGUCACAGCGUCAUCCUCUAAUGCAGCCGCGGCCGUGGUGUUAUAACACACGUAGGACCGCGCACAAACUCACGAUGUAUGAAAAAAAACUUUGUUAAAGUGCUGCAUAUAAAAUCCCUUGACCGAGAGGAUUAAAAAUCAAGGAUUUCUGAGAAGUAUGAAACCUGUGGCGAGGAAAUUUGAGCUCUCUUGUGGUUUUCGAGGAGCUUGUCUAGCGCUAGCAAUAAACAAUGCUUGAGAGAAAUCUUCAUGUUGGCAACAUCAUCGGGUGUUGAAGAUGUGGAGAUGAGACCGCAACAGCGAUACGUCAGCCAUGUACAGAAUGCGUCAACUGAAAACUGUCUUUCUUUCAGUCCGAGUGCGUUGGGUGAGACGUAUCAUGGGCGGUCUUAACUCAAAUUGUGUGAAAUUGUGAGAACGACAGUUUUUAUGGACCAAUGAUAUUGUAUAAGCUUUAGUAAAGGUACAUUUUUUGAUCCCCAUACCUUUUUAUAUCAAACAUUAUAGUACACUUUUGUUACCAAAUUGGUUCUGUUCCUCCUCUGAGAUUUCACCGUUCAGUUUCUUUUUCUGUUGUCUCGUCCGUUGUCGUCUGGCUUCUGUAUAUAGCCACUUCCAAACAUCUGUUUGCUUUUUUGAUACUUUGUUUUAUAGUACAUCGCAUUUCUUUUCUACUCAAUUUAGUUGUUGUAAUUUCACAUUUGGGAAAAACUCAGAGGGCCUAUUUUUGAACCAUGCGUUUUUAUGAAGUCUUUUAAAAAGAGAAGAGCUUUAAGCAAUGCCUCUGCCUUGCCUGCAUUACAAUAUGCGCCACGCUUCCUUUAAGCAUUUCAUUGACACACGUUCAGAUCUCACAAAAAACUUUCUCAUUUGGGAAUAUAAACCAGAAAACACAACAUACAAUAUAGAGACCUAUUAUAGGUUUUGAUGCAAUGUGUCUUUUUACGAAACCGUAGCCAUAGUGUAGUACAUCUGUAUGCUUUCGAGCACACGUUAGGUUAUCACAUAUCAAUAAUUGGAAAUUUUGCUGCCGUUGGAUGUCGCUUACUUCAACAGUUUUCCGUUUAUCCAUGUUUUGUGAUGUGUCUGAUGAAUCCAUUUGAUCUUCCUAAACUUCCAUUUGCAUUUUCUAAAAUGAUAAAUUGUCUCAAAAAAUGAAUAAUUUAAAGACGUGCUCAACCAUUAGAUGUGGCCUUACUGUAAACAACGGUUCCUGGUUCAUUUCAGCCCUUAAAAAGAGUUGACAAACAUGACCUGAGAAACCAAGCCUUGCAUUUUGAACAUUUUACAUGCGAUUUUUGAUAUUUAAACUAUGUUCCCUGAACUUUAAUGUUUCAUUUUGAUUCAAACGUGUGAUAGAAAUGAUGAACAUACCCAAAGAUAUUAUAUUGCAUUGUUGUCUUGGUUUUUAAUAAUUGAAAAAUAUGCCGAGCCUCUCGUACACCAAAAGCAGGAAGCUUUACUCCGUUGGUCAUUUAAUUUGUUUAUUGUGGCCUUGGUGUGUCUCACCAACUAGUAGACUAGUAUUAAUGACAAAAAAUAACUAGCUGUAAUUAACUCAUAAACCAGCACUAAUAGUGUUUUGUGACUUUCUUUUGUACAGUAAUUUAACUUUUGAAUUUAUAAAAAAAACAAAAAUGGAAAAAAAUAAGCAAACCCACUUUCGUUUUUUUUUCUGUGUGUGUGUGUUGUCUGUCUCUUAACCCAGUUAUGUCUUUGAUGUUCCUCGUCAGUUUGUUUAGUUGAACAGGUGUUUUUCGUCCGAUGUUGUCUUAACCUUGUAUGUUAAUGUCCUGAUAGUACAUGGACAUCGUGGGACUAUAAACAUGAAAGUCAAUGGCCUUUAAGUGUGUGUGUCUCUUUCAAAGAUGUAAUAUUUGAAUACAGCAAUACUGUAUAGGUCACUUUGUGUGUGUUGGUCUGUGGAAAAGCCACUGAUUUUCACCAGCCUGAUCCACAGUGUAUGUGGUCAUGAAGACCAGCUUGCUCGACUGGAGUCAUAUUCUCUCUGUUUUACACUUAUCCAUGCUAAUUUAAUCAGACAUCUUCCGUGGUCUUCCUCGUUUGGAAAAUCUAUAGUGUAGUGUACGUAGGAAACUCGUCAAAAAAGGCAAUACUCCAGCAUUGUAAAAUAAAAUGUAGUAUAUUUCGGGAAAAACUGUAACUUGAAUGUCACUGCAAAAAAAAAGUUCACUUGUUGCCUCCACUAAAUUUUACUUUUGAAUAUCAUCCUGCUAAAAAUGUCUUCAGUCUAUCCAAGGCUGCAAAUCUCUUCCAUGAGGUUUUUUGAGGUUCUGAAAUAAUGAAGAUACCUUGAAAACUUUUGCACUUGGUUUACCGUAAUUAUUUGUGCAACAGACCAUAGCCAUCUUCCAUUUCACUUUAUGCUUGCAAUUCAGUUUCAGACAAACAUACACAUUUAUUUGGGGAAAGAUGGAAGUGAAACUGUGCAAAAAUUGUGUUUUUUGUUACACUUUAAAAAUGCUGGGCUAUUUCCAACUCAACGAGGUUCAACCCAUUGUUGUGUUAAAUAUAAAAAAUCGGGUUUCAUUUAACCUAAAGGCUAGCUUUGCAUUGUAAAAAGUAAAAGUUGGAAUAUACAAAAUAUAUAUAUAUAUUGGAUCAAAAUAUAUUAAAAUAUUCAAUGGGUUACCUCAAAGUAUAUUUUAUAUUUAAGUAUUUUAGGUUAAACUGAAGUAAAUUUUUUAAUUUUUUCACCUUAUAUUUUUACUUGAGUACACUUUUUUUAAGUUAAUUAUUUUAUGUUUUACAGUGUGUCUCCUUCUGAAAAUAGCCCAGCAUUUUUUAGUGUUUUUUAUUCGUCACCUGCACUCUUAGAAAUGCUGAGUUAUUUUCCACUCAAAUUUUAGCUUUGACCCAACAAUGGAUUGAAACAACCCAGCAAGGGUUAAAUUACAAACCAACAGAUGGGCUCGCCACUUUUUGAGCCUACGCUGGGUUAAAAAUAACCUAGCAUGUUUUAAAGUGUGUGUUGAACACAAUACCCACAGAAGGCAUCAUAAUUGGUACCGUACAAUUUGGUACUGUAUUGUUUGAUUUGAUUGAUUUUACCAACAGUGGCGGCCGGUGACUUCUUUUUCGAGGGCGCACGAUGUGAAGCUCGUCACAACAUGUAUUUAGCCCAUCAUGUGUGUGGUUCAUCAUUUCAAAAUAUGUGUCCGGCGCAUCAUGUGAACUAUAUGCAUCAUGCGUCUUGUUAAAAUAAGUGCCUCGUGCACACGCGUCUAAAGGGUUUAUGAUAAAAGUAAUGCUUGUGUUUGCCAGAUACUCGCUUAAUCUCAUGUGUAUUCAGAGCUUAGUGUUAACUUAGGGGCUGUUUACACUUGGUAUUAAGAUGUGUUUUCAUCGAUCGGAUCACAAGUGGACGAGAGAGACACAUUUCGUUUACACCUGGUAUUUAAAUCCAUCUCUUUUGUCCACUUUCGACCGCUUCUGUCCUGAAUACUGUGAGGGGGUGGUCCGUGAGACGGUGGGCGAGUCUCUUUGCUGUCAUUCAAACGCGAGCGGGAGUAAUUAUGAGUUUAUAUGGGCAAACUAAUAUUAUGUCGGAGUCCGGUGCUUGUUUAGCAAGUAUACAUGCUGCACAGUGUUUUGUAUCUGUAUAUGUUGGAGCUUUCUCUGAAUUUUCAGCGCAAUUGAUGAAAUAGGAUCGCGCAACUUUCACGCUUUCAAAGCGAAACUACGGAGAACAUCCGCAGUACUUUUACGAAUGAAAGGCUAAAAAUAGCGCUGUUCACCGUAUGUUCACACCAGAAGUCAAAAAAAGACGUAAAACUUGUGUUUAAUACCUCAGAUUAGAUAAAUGGGCGGAGAGAAGGCGGUCACGUGUGGCUGUUCGAACACAUUUCAACCACAUUUGCGUUCCGCAACUCCAAAGCGAUCCGAUCAAAAGUGGUUUCGACUACCUCUGGAUGUGGUUGAAAGUGGUCGAAAGUGGACGCGUUCAAAACGUUUUGAACACCGUUUACACCUGGCAUUAACGUCGUCCACUUGUGAUCCCAUUGACGAAAACGCAUGUUAAUGCCAAGUGUAAACAGCCUCUUAGUGUCUUGCGAGUAUUUUGUGAACGUGAGCGUCUCUUUUAUCAUAAACUGUUUCGACGCCUGUGCAGCAGGCACUUAUUUUGACAAGAUGCACGGUUCAUUCAUAUGACGCACCGAACACAUUUUUUUAAAUGACGAGCAACACACAUGACACUCCGAACACAUAUCUUAAAUUCGCGACACUGGGAAGAGAAGUCACCAACCAACAAAAUGAAAAAAUCAAGUGCGUUAAGUCAGUCGGCCUUUAAAUGAGACCGCAUUGUUGAAACAUUUCCUACUCAAGCAAAAGUAAGCAUUUCGUCUCAUAUGACCGUUAAUCCAGUUUGAUAUUAUCAAUGUUUUUGUUGGCAUACUGCAAUCCAUCAUCAUUUAGACAUUAAUAUGAACAUUUGUGAAUUGUUUCAUCACAGUCUCUGUCCACUGUUGUGUUUACAUUGUGGAUUUGCUAAGCUCUCCCCCUUCACUUACUGUAAUGUUACUGUGGUAAAGUGCAUUAUGUUGCUCUCUGAAAGAAAUCAAUUGACAAUCUUACUGUUUUUUUACAGUUUGUUUUUGUUUAUAAGGUGUUGAGCUUUAGAAGGAUUUGUUAUGCCAUAUAUAUGAAACUGUAUUUAUUGGAUGACGCGUAACAAAAUGCACACAUUUGCAUUACUUCUCAUUUUAGUCAAUUAUAAAUCAUCUAAAGAUGUUAAACACAGGUCAUGUUUGAUUCAUGUGGGGUCUUGUGCCAAGCCUUAAAACACAUUUAAUUGCAAAAUUCACUGAACAAUAAUCCCUUUUAUAUUUCCAAGUGUGUGACAAUUGUUUUUUUUAGAGUCAGCUUGUGUCAAUACUGUAUAUCUGUUGGUUUUUAUAUUUCUGUUUAACUUUGCUCUGAUCUUCCAAAAGCAUACUUUUUUUCAAGAGCUCUGAUCAAUGUAGGUUAUUAUUAUCUUGUCUUCUGAUAUGCCAAAUGUCUUACAUUUUCAUGCACUGCUUAUCAAACACCGCGUGAGAGGCAGCUUUUCAUCAAUGAUCAUAGAAGAAUAGAGGAUGGAAAAAUAAAUGUUAGCAAACCGUAAAAAUACACACUGGUUACCGCAAGACUUUCGUUUGCUGCCACAGUUGAUCAUUUUUUCAUAUUUCUGUACAGUUUAAGUUUUUAAAUCGGUCAUAAUGUUGUAGCAUAAUGUCCAUAAACAUAAUCUGUUAAUCAAAAAUCUGUGGUACAGAGUUGUUAUCCGUAUAGGACAAGGUUUAGAAAGGUUUCACCUGUUUCUCUUUACUCAUAUUGCACUUAUAGAAAAAAGUACAUAGAUUUGUUGCUUACAGAAUGAAACGUUUCAUUUUUCAUGUAAAGAUUGAUCCUGAUGUUUGAUGCUGGGCUUUAUGUGUACAGUUCAUCCCCCACCACUUCCUUUCGGCCUGUUUUUGUUUCCUUUACGCUCUCUCUCUUCAUCUUUCUUGGUCUGUUGAUCUAGUUCAGAGGUAUCAGUACGGUAGCAGUCUCACUCAUUUACGGGCGGCUGAUGUUAGUUUGCCCUAAUGUGACAUUUUUGUAAACAUUGGUUUCAUUUGUUUUUUUGUACAUAUCGCACCUGCUCAGUUCCAUGUCAUUAAAUAAAACUGCAAUAUUGGCAUAACAUCCA